GCUGCGCGCUGGGCUGAGUGCGGAGGGGCUGGAGCAAAGAUGGAGCUUUCGGCGGUGGGAGAGCGGGUGUUCGCGGCCGAGUCAAUCAUCAAGCGGCGGGUUCGGAAGGGCCGUAUCGAGUAUCUGGUGAAGUGGAAAGGAUGGGCUAUCAAAUACAGCACUUGGGAACCGGAGGAGAAUAUCUUAGAUGCCCGUUUAAUCGCGGCUUUUGAGCAAAGGGAGAGAGAGAGGGAGCUGUAUGGGCCGAAGAAGCGAGGCCCCAAACCCAAAACCUUCCUGUUGAAAGCCCGUGCCCAGGCUGAAGCUUUGCGGAUUGGGGAGAUGCAUUUUUCCAUGAAGCCUGGCCCGGGGUCAGCAGCCAAGCUCCCCAGCAGCAUUGCCGCCUACAAGCUGAAGAAGAACAUCCGCCGGUGCUACCGGACGUCAAAACGGAACCUGAGCCGCGCCGAGCCGCAGCCAGGCCUGAGCGGACAGAACCGGUCCCCCCUGCCCCUUCCCGAGACCGUCCGGAUCAUCAACCGCAAAGUGGAGCCUCGGAAACGCAACCGGAACCGCAGCCGGAUCAUCCUCAACCUGAAGGUGAUCGACAAGAGCAACAAGACGUUGGGCAAAGCCAAGAUCCCGUCUCGUAACCGCGUCAUUGGCAAGAGCAAGAAGUUCAGCGACAGUAUCCUCCGCAGUCAGAUCCGACACAUGAAAUUCAAUAACUUUUCCGUCUACGACAAAUCCUUCCGGACACCGGUUGGGGAUGGGAGGAGGAUGGAGAGCGACGCGGGCGCCUCUUGCUCGGAGCCAAGUUUCCGAGGUCCUGCCAUUCGCCCUGAACCCCUUCCUGCCCCUCCGUGCGCCCCCUGUUACGCCAGCGACCCAGUGCCCCCGGGCAGCGAGUGCCAGCGGUCAGGGGAGGCGCGUCAUUGCGGGGCCAAGCUCCCAGGUGACACCCCGAGCCCCACAGUUCCCGACUGGCGAGAGGCGGAGGCCCUGGACCUCUCGCUGCCCCCUGAGUCGGCCGCAGGAAGGAGGUCCCCUCCCGGGGGCCAGGAGACCGGGGCGGGCUCAGAUGCCGAGCGAGACGUGUCAGACUGGCGGCCGGAGAUGUCGCCCUGCUCCAACGUGGUGGUGACAGACGUGACAACCAACCUCCUGACCGUCACCAUCAAAGAGUUCUGCAACGCCGACAACUUUGUGAAAUCUGUGAAUAAGUAGCCCCAUGGCAGGUGGGGGAGGGGGUGGGGAAUGGAGGCCUCUAUGUAAGGGAGGGGGAGGGGGCAGCCUUGGUCAGUCCAGUAUUCCUGCCUCCAGCGGUCAUUCCCUUUGUCGGACGGGGGCUCCGUGUUCCUGAUGAUAUUUGACAGUCAGUCACAGGCACCAUUCUCAAUGCCGGUGUCAAUUGUUUAUUUUUAAAGAUGGCGUCACUUCCUGACGUCAUGCCUUGCUGUAGGUGUGCGCCCCUCUCUCCCCACCCCCCUCCCCUGCUUUCCCUGUCCCUCAUUCUCCCAUCUCUCU
Messenger RNA from Hemiscyllium ocellatum (epaulette shark), 1506 nucleotides. RefSeq names its product chromobox homolog 6a (gene cbx6a). Bases 40 to 1206 code for a protein of 388 amino acids. The record is from RefSeq and is a predicted model, not a curated record. The transcript is spliced from 5 exons. NCBI's taxonomy places the organism in Eukaryota, Metazoa, Chordata, Chondrichthyes, Orectolobiformes, Hemiscylliidae.